Xenopus laevis (African clawed frog) is the source of this 2459-nucleotide messenger RNA. It is a transcript of the gene abhd4.S, whose product is annotated as abhydrolase domain containing 4 S homeolog. The record is from RefSeq and is a predicted model, not a curated record. Gene Ontology annotation, molecular function: lysophosphatidic acid acyltransferase activity; phosphatidylcholine lysophospholipase A1 activity; carboxylic ester hydrolase activity. The transcript is spliced from 7 exons. The coding region runs from base 546 to 1502 and encodes 318 amino acids. Gene Ontology annotation, biological process: glycerophospholipid metabolic process; phosphatidic acid biosynthetic process; lipid homeostasis. Gene Ontology annotation, cellular component: lipid droplet; mitochondrion. NCBI's taxonomy places the organism in Eukaryota, Metazoa, Chordata, Amphibia, Anura, Pipidae.
ACAGCAGCUGUAACAAAGGGAACACGGAAAGCGAAUGGGGGGGGGGGUCGCUGGAAGCUGUUGGAUCCGGACUUGGGCCGCACACUCACGUGGGAACUGGUACUUAGUAGCAAAUUCUCACAGGAACAGGCGUCAUGUUAUUCUGUGUCACCGCCGUGUGACUGUGCGAUUUUCCUCAGUUCCAUAUACAGAGCCACAAGUGGGAAAUGGAGAAUAUUGAAUUAUAAAAGAGCGCAAAAGCAACUUCCCACUGGGUCCUGUUGUACUGUUGCCUUGUUGCUGAAUAUUCUGCGGUGCUGCUAAUUCGGUGGUCCUAGCCACUCUGUUUUGUUCUUUAUUCUUUACCUUUCCUCCCAUACCCUCCCCAUUCAUCUCCCAGUUACCCUGGCAACCACAGAAGUGCUUAACUAAUGGAGAACCUGCUGGAAAUGAUCUGAAGAUACCUGUCAGUGUCAUUAUCAUAUGGAAAGUUGUCUAUCUUGUGGCUCUAGUUCCGCUCUCAGAGUUGGCUAACUGGCUGGAUUCCAUCGUGGUGCCCAACAUCCAUGUCCAGACUAAAGGCUGUUGAAUCAAGGAUCCUUCAGUGUAUCAAAAACAGAUUUUCUGCUCAGUAUGUAUCACUUCCUGACCAAAACAAGAUAUGGACACUGACAGUGAGUCCCGAGCUCCAGGACAAGACACCUCUGGUUAUGGUUCAUGGCUUUGGAGGAGGCAUAGGGUUGUGGAUCCAGAACUUAGACCACUUGAGUUCUCGUCGGACUUUGCAUGCCUUUGAUUUGCUAGGAUUUGGACGUAGCUCCCGUCCAAACUUCCCUAGGGAUCCAGAAGAAGCAGAGGAACAGUUUGUAUCAUCCAUUGAGCAAUGGAGAGAUCAAAUGGGAAUAAGGAACAUGAUUCUCCUAGGGCACAGUUUGGGAGGAUUCCUGGCUGCCUCUUAUUCCAUCAAAUUCCCUGAGAGAGUUAAACACCUCAUUCUUGUGGACCCAUGGGGUUUCCCUGCUAUACCAACAGACCCCAGCGAAAUCCGUUCUCCCCCAACAUGGGUAAAGGCUCUGGCCGCUGUGCUUGGGCGCUCCAACCCUUUGGCAGUUGUAAGGGCAGCUGGACCAUGGGGUCUAGGAUUGGUUCAGAGGUUCCGUCCAGACUUAAAAAGAAAAUUUCAAGAGUACUUUGAAGAUGAGACCAUCAUGGAAUAUAUUUACCACUGCAACGCCCAGACACCCAGUGGUGAAAGUGCUUUCAAGACCAUGAUGGAGAGGUUUGGUUGGGCCAAACGUCCUAUGAUGUCCAGAAUUAAUCAAAUCCCAAAAGAGCUUCCAAUUACAUUCAUCUAUGGAGCAGAGACUUGGAUUGACAGGAGCACUGGAGAGAGGGUAAAAGAGGAACGACCAGGCUCCUGUGUGAAAUCAUUGGCAAUCAAAGGAGCCUCCCAUCACGUAUAUGCCGAUCAGCCAGGCAUCUUCAAUGCUGUCGUUGAAGAGAUUUGUGAUGCAGUUGACUGAGGUGGCUCUCUAGAGAAUAGAAGAAGGGCAUUGGCUUGGUGUCUGCAAUGUACAAAGCACAUAUUAGAGCCCUCUGUUAAAAAAAGGGCAGUUUAAACCUAGGUUUGAUCUGGUUGCACAUUGAAAAGUAGAUUAUAUUGGUCAAAUUUAGCUGGUAAUUCUAAUCACAGAUCUUAUAUUUUAUAUUAGAUUUUAGGUCCAAGUGCAGGUCAUUCUUCUCCCUAAGUGCUAUGUACUUAGGCUUUCUCCAAAGCAAUCCAUUUAUUCAUUUUCUUACACCGUAAGAAAAAAGAGCUUAUAAGAAUUAUUAGCAUUCAGUGCCUUAAUAUUUUUACCCACCUUCCAGGAAUUGUCAUUCUUUAGAGAUAUGUAUGAUGGAAGGGGGUUGGUAGGUUGGGCACAAUUAUUUUCUGAUCAAGUCUAAUUGCACUGAAAGAAAAUUUCUCACACUCUCUUUCCGUCAUCUUAAAUCUUACUAUUGUCAGGUUUCACCCACACUCUGGAUAGUUGCACUGAAACAAAAAAAAAGAACAAAAGCAUGAUAUUGUUUGUGUACAGGCUGUGGAUUAGAUGGUGUGUGGCCUUUGUGCUUGUGCCUCCUGGAAUAUGAUGUAUGGACUUAUUGGUACAACUACCUCUUCUAUAAAGCAACAUACAUAUUCAUUUGUAAUUAUAUUUAAAUCUAGGUUUCGUGUAUUGGUGAAACGUGGUGCCAUUUUGCAUUACUUCGACCAUUUAAUUACUAAUCCUGAUUAAUUAUGUAUUAAAAAAGAAUAAGUGCUCCGUCCUUGGAUCUGCACUUGCCAAUAAUUACAUUUAUGGUGCUAGUGACACCUUUGGUUAUUUAUUAUCCAUUACACCUAUAGUGGUUUGCACAGUUGUUUUGUAAAAAAUGUUAAGACUAUACAUUCUAUUACAUUUACACUAUAUUAAAAGUUGAUGUUUUUGUUUAAAAUG